AUGGAUCCCCGGCCUCCGCCCUGCACCCGACCCGAGUCCACGGCGGCAGCGACGGCUCUGGGCCACUUGGGCAGCGUGGGUGAGCUGUUUUCCCUCCUCCGCGCCGCGGGAGCAGUUUCCUUCACAGGGAUCAGGGGUUUUUUUGGGGGGGGGGGGAGAAUGAGGGGAACCCCCAAUUUUGGCUUAUUUUGGCGCACAGCUCUCUGAGCUGGAGUGGGGAGACAUUAUUCUUCCCCGCGUCCAGCCCACUAUCUGUCUGUCUAUCUAUCUAUCUACCUUUAUUAAAUUUAGAUCUCGCCAUCAUUUAAUCUGAACGCCGCCUUCCUAUGGUUAGAGCCAUGCUCAAGGCGACUUGCCAGCCAGAUGGACGGGGUAUAAAUAAAUAUUAUUAUUAUUAUUAUUAUUAUUAUUAUUAUUAUUAUUAUUAAACAUAGCAGAAUUAGUCAUAAACCAUCAGUAGAAUAAUAGGAGUGUAGAAUUGGCAGGGACCCCCCAGGGUCAUCUAGUCCAGCCCAGCGCACAUCAAGAAGUACCCAGUCAUAAAAGGGCUGCCACGUUCAAAAAGUGAAAAUCGAGAUACAAAAAUUUGCCGAAAUCUACACGGGUUGCCAUACAUCUGGAUUUUCGCGGACAAUUCUGCAAUUUCCCACCUAAAAAAACAAUAGUGAUAUAAAAUAAUGUGCGCGAUAAGACGGGGUGCAAUAUACCAACUGCAGGGAGGGAGGGAAGUCAAGACUCGGCAGAGUCAAAGGGAAUAUAUGGUAACAAUAAUGAUUGUUGGAAAAAGAAUAUGUAAAGAAAAUAAUAAAAAUUUACUUAAAAAAAAAUAAAAUCCCACCUAGAGGGUUUCUGAUGGCCGAAUUCCAGCUUUGUCUGGGAAAUUCCAGACUUAGGGCAGCCCAUGAUUGAGUAAUUUCCACAUAAAUCGUAGAAGUUGGAAGGGAUCCUGAAAGUCUUCUAGUCUGACCCCCCUGCAACGCAGGAAUCUCAACAAAAGCAUCCCUGACAGAUGGCUAUCCAACCUCUGUGCUUUGUGGUGUAAGGAAAAUACAGAAGCUUAGCCCCUUUUUUAUUGUCCUUUUCACCCUUAUUAGUCCUGCUGGCUGUCGUGUUUUUAAGAGCACUCUUGAUGCAGAAAGUUAAAUCGAGAGUGCUUUCCCACGUCCUGCUUAUUGAGCGUUCAUUGCAGGGAGGUUAGGUGAAGCUGACAUGUUUUUAUUGAGCCGGUUUUUUUUUUAUUUGUUUGCAAGUGGGGAGAUUAGACGAAGUUCCAUAAAUAAAGUGCCACCCCUGCCCUGCUUCAUUUUUCCUUUUCACUUUGGGGAAGCAGGUUUGAUGAGCCAGCUCUCCAAAUCUGCUUUAAUUGCCCAACCUAAAUUUGCUGGAAUGUGAUUGAAUCUCCCAGCCGAAAACAGAAACCAUUUGGAACUGCCCUAAAUCAUCUGCAUUUUUUACUUCCGUAGUAGGUAAAGCUUGCCUCAGACACAUAGCAGUGAAUUCAAGCUGCAUCGCUAAACUUGGUUUGGAGGUCUGCUACAACAAGCCCACUUCCUUCCAAAAUUGGACCUUUUGCAAUAAGGAAAGUGACAGAAAAUGCUCAGUUGACCUCAGAAUUAUUCAAAAUCACAAGCAAAGGAAUAUUUUUGAUAUGUCCUGAUUUUCCCUGUGCACAUUAACAAGGUGGUUAUAAUAAUAUUAAAACAACAAGCGCUCAUAACUUUGAGAAUCCAAAUUUGUAUUAAAAACAUAAUUAAAAACCUUAAGGGAUAGUUAUCUCCCCUCGGAAUAAGUAUGCUAUUAAUAACUAUGCUAUUAAUAAUAAUGCUAUUAAAAGAAGUACCACAAUAUUGUUGCUAAACACUGCCAUUAUUGCUCCAAUGUAAGUAAGAGUAAUGCCAGCUGUACAAAAACAUCUUCGGGUACACAAAUCUCACGUCCGGAGCAUACCAAAUCCAGAUUAGAGGCACUGGUCCAUGGGGUCACGAAGAGUCGGACACAACUAAACGACUAAACAACAACAUAGGAGGAAUGGCAUAUUUAAUGAUGCAGCUUCUGUGCAACAGAUGCCAACAAUUCGUAGUAGCUUUUAAUUAUAGCUAGUGGAGAUUUCACCAGACUGGACUUUUCUGGGAAUAUGUUGCAAGGCUCAUUCAAAAGUUGGAGGCUGUGAAUCUUUAUGGUUGUUUUUGUUGUGUUUUCUUCUCACGAAAGAGACGAAAUUGAUUUCUGUCAUUCAGAACUACUUGGAAAUAUGUUGAACGCUGUUAGGAUGAUACCGCUGAAAAAUGGAAGCUGGCUGAGGAAAGCUGAUAAAAAGAACUUGCCUAAGUAGGGAUUGCAUCACUUUUUACAUGAAUAACAAGGCCGCCCUUUUGUCACCUAUUCUAGGUUUGCUAAUCUAAGGUGCUGGGAAUCUUGGACUGGCAGUAUGAUGGUGGAGCCCAGACAUCUAAGGGCCAAACUAUAUAUUCACUUAAUUACACAGUGUGAGGUUUUUCUGUAAAUAAUUAAGAGCCCAAUUUUUAAUGGGAAGGCAGGAUGAGGAAACUGAAGAUUUAAGCCUUCCUCUCCCUGUGCUUUUCCUUCCCAGUAAGACUCAGUCUCUCCUAUGCUUGCAAUUAUUUAAGGAAAUGAUAUGUGGCUGUAUGCGGCAUAAUUAUGUGAAUAUAAUUUUGGCCCUUUAUUCUCUGCACUGCAUUGCAGACUGAAAGAAUGAUGUCUCUGAUCUCUGCUGCUCUGCAGCGCCAUCACCACCAAUGGCCAGAAGGUGGUAUUGCAGCUCCCUCUCCAUAAGGGAACUGCUGUUGUGUAGAAUCACUAAGAGUUUCAUCUGGCCCUUUAAAGCUGCUGAUUCUGGCUUACAGCUCCUCAUUGACUGCCUUCUUCCUUUUGACUGUUUGCCUCUGGGCCACCAGCCCUGACAGUGAAAUGUAAGGUAUCAAAGAGUGUGCUGAAUUGAACCUUUAGCAGAUUAUUGCAGUCAGUAUAGCAGGAGAUGACAUAACAUCACAAGACAGCUGUAAAUCUUAAGUUCAGGUGAGUUCCCUUUUGAUGCGCUCAUUGGUACAUAAUAUUUAGCUGACAAAAGAAAACGAAAUCUGUUCCUUUCAGCUGAUCUAAUGCAUAAAUCUUGCAAUCUACAUCCUAGAUUGCCACAAUGUCUUCAAAUUAGAACAGCAUUUUUAAUUAACGUGAGGACCCAGGUAACAGUCCAAGGCAGCACAAUUUCAAGGCUCAGUAGCCAGAUUAUUUUUUCAAAAAACAUGCCUUGGUUGGAAGAACCUUGAGUGCCAGCUAGAUUGAACAAUGUGACAUUCAUUUAUAUGGUAUACUCAAAGACCCGAUGAGCAUUAUCAUUUAUAGCUCUAACUGGUAAUGCUACUUUGUGAUUAACUCAAAUAACAUUUGGUUUAUUAUCUGUUGAGAUGUAGUUUCUUUUUAACCAAGCAGAGUUCAUGAGACCACUGAGGAAGACCAAGGUCAACAUGAUUUUGACUGUUUAUAGUCUAUUCAUAUUUUUGCAUGCUGUGUGAUAUUUAAUGAGGCACAUUUGUCAUGUUUAUGAAUAUUAGAUUUAUUUAUACUAUUUGUGUUUGGAUUUUAAUUUUUUUGCUUUGGAUACAGCUAGAGAUCCAUAUUGUUCAUUUUUAAUUGGUGCUAUAUUACAUUAACAUUUUUUUGUAUUACAUUAGCUUGUUUAUAUUCUUUCAUUACGCCUUUAGUUCGUCAAGAUUUACUUCCCUUUGGCAUUACUUAACCAUGGAGAAAUUACAGCUGGUGGUGGUUAUUAUUUUUAAUUUAAUAAAAUGUAUUAUGUGCCCUUCACCAGCAGGUACCCCAGGUGGGUUACAACAGUAUAAAAUUCAGAAUUGAAAACUGUUAAAACAGAUUAAAGUCAUAGGGAUAGGGUUAGUUUAGAGAGAGCUGAGCCCAGGCUUGGACAAGACACUCAGCCAAAACUUAGCUUAGCUCAGCGUGCCAGCAAAAUGGAAAGACAGAAGUAAAGCAGCUGUAAGCUCCUUUCUGGGAGCCAACACACACACAUUCACACUAUGACAGAGUUUGGAUUAGUGGGACAUGCAAGCCAGGCCAGUAGGGUUCUGAAAUACAAUUGGUUUCAUCUUUGGCCCUCUUUAAGAGCCAAUUGAAAACAUUUUAAUUCUCCUAGACUUUUAGUGGGGACUGAUGGGGGAUAUUUUGCUGGGUGGAGCUGCUGUUGUAAUGCUGGGGAUGGUUUUGGCAUUUGCUGCUGGAUAUUGACAAGUAGGCUUUGAAUAAUAUUGCUGGCUGCUAUUUUAUAUCGUGUUUACUGUAAAUUUGCAAAUUGUUCAAUUUAGUAAUGUUUUGUUGUCCACUCUGGGAUCAUGAAAGAGAUGAAGGGUGGGAUAUAAUAAUAAGUACCGUAUUUUUUGCACGAUAACACUCACUUUUUUCCUCCUAAAAAGUAAGGGGAAAUGUCUGUGCGUGUUAUGGAGGGAAUGCCUACGGGUGGCUUGCCUACGGAUUUUCCUCCUCUAAAAACUACGUGCGUGUUAUGGUCGGGUGCGUGUUAUAGAGCGAAAAAUACGGUAAAUCUGAAAGCUGCAGCAUAUUACGAAGAUUUAAGAUUUUAUUGUUUCCCCAAAUUUUUUUUAGAAAAACAGCUUCAGAAUGAAGGGCUUGUGUUCAACAAGGAAACUGUGCAGCACUUUGAAGAUGCUAUUAAAUCCAUCAAGAAACUGGUAAUGUCAGAACUUAAACAAGCAAAGCUUUGGGACACAUAAAAAAUAGGGAACUCUGCAUUUCUCUGAUUACCAAACUUGGACCUGAUCAAAUGAGGUGCCUUGGAUUUACAGCUGGUUAUUUGGGAUGCAGUCAGCUGCCUCCCUAGACCAUUCUGCUGCUUUACUAGAAUUUAACAAUCAGAGAGGGUCUUUGCUAGUAGAUCUUCAGUCUUCAAGAGCCAUACAUAUACCUUGAAACUCACAUUCUUUUCCAUCCUACACCCAGGGCAUUGAGCACCUUGUGUCCAGGAUACCUCUAUUACUCUAGAGCAGGCAUAAUAUUGCACACAGGACAGUACCAUAGCUGUCAACUUUUCCCUUUUCUUGCGAGGAAUCCUAUUUGGAAUAAGGGAAUUUCCCUUAAAAAAGGGAAAACGUUGCCAGCUAUGGACAGUACCAUGAUGAAUGUGCUUUCCAGAGCUAGCGAUCCUGGUUUCUGUAUGUCUUCUCUCAAAUAAAACUGGAGUGGUACUUAAAUUAGUGCAGGGGUAUCGUGCUGAAUUUCAUUUUUUGGCCAUGUGUCCAUUUCUAGGAAGAGGAGAGGAAACAUACUAUUGAACUGUGGGAAGAGGAGACCAUCAAAAACAGCAAUCUCCGUGUCCAAAUCAAAGGGUUCCCAGAGCUUGUAAUGAAGGAGUUUGAAGGUAUUUCAGAGUCAUGGGAUAAUAGCAUGUAGCAGCAGAUAGAAUGUAUUUGUAGCAUGUAUAACCAUUCAUUUAAAGCAUGAUUGAUUGAACUUAGGUAGUUUAAUUUAGUGGCAGAAUUUAAACUUUGGACCACAGAAGAUGGGAUAUUGUUUUUCUCAAGGGAGCAGGGACAUGACAAUAAUAAUAAUAAUACUUUAAGGAAAAAAGAAAGCUAUUAUCUGUGUACACACACUCUCUUAUAUAUCUGCUUCCCCUCCCUUCCCAUAGAUAAAGUGACUGAAAUAGCAUAAAUAAAAUGAUAAAACCAAUAUAUAUUAUGAGUUCUAGUGUUAAAACUCUGCACAUUUCUGGAUCCCUGAUAUAGCCAUCAGCGAAUGCAAAUAGGUUACAUGAAAUAUUAGAUCAGCAGGAGGUCUGUUGCAAAAAGUUCUUUUUCCGUUAGGUUUUGAAUCACCUUGUUUUAAAAACUUACUGCUUCAGGGGGCAAAAAGAAGCGCAAAGAAAUUUGUUGCAUAAUUAUUACGGAGGAUUAGUGCUGUGAGAAGAGCGGGAUGCCCACAGAGGCAGCGUGCAAAGUACGUUGCGUUAUCAAUUGUGAAAGUUUUCCCUGUGCGUGGACUGUAAUCCCUGUGGGAUUCCUUGAAAAGGAGGGGUGGACCAUGACUCCCGGGGGGGGGGGGUGCUGCCCCAGGAACCUCAUGCUGGAGAGGCAAAGGAAUGUGUAGGCCUGUGUACAUAGGGAGAAGCCGUUGUAUUGGCUUUAAGAGGGGAGGAGACAAGUUAACGGAGAAGAAGUCUGGGAGCCAGAGUUGGCCCUCCAGGCCACUCUAUCACACUGGCACUGCUUUGCAUUUUGAGUGGCUUUGCCUGGCUGGAAUGUGCCCUUGAAUUCAGGAUCUGCAUCUGACCCUGGGUUCUUUCACCCAGGUGUACCUAUCAAUUGCCUCUCUUUAAAUGUAGCUACCUGAUCUCUUGGGAGUGUGUAGACUUCCUGAUGUUGCUCUCAUGGGAUGAGUGUCAGAGCGGCUACACAAAGCCGGGAAGUCAGACAGAAACACCACUCAGGGAAUUUUAAUGGUGUGUGUGUGUGUGUGUGUGUGUGUGUACAUGGGCGUGUGUAUUUGUAAGUCUGUCUUACAUUUCUUGUUCCAGAACUCGUGGCUGCUGCUCAUCGCUAUCGUUUUAUCAAGAUAAAUGAGACUGAGACAUCCAUAAACGAGAUCUCCACUGCAAUAGAAUCGGCAUAUUCAAAGCAGACUGUCUCUAAAGACCAAAACGCUCACCUGUGGUAGGCAUGAUUUGUUCAACCAAAAUCAUAGCAUUGGGAAAUUGUCCAGCCUAAAUUGUCCUGUGCUGAAAGUAUCCCCGAUAGGUGUCUCGAAAGCCCUCAAGAAAGGAGAUUCUAUAACAUGAUUAGAUAACGUUGUUCCAUCACAAAACUGCUAUUAAUAAGCUCUGUCUUAAUGUUUAACCUAAAACUGCUGCUCUCUUAUUUACACACAUUGGGCGGUAUGCAACUAAAUAGUUGUGCUUGUGCAAGGAUUAGCACUAGAGAAAUCGGAUUUCCCACUCUUUCCUCCCCCUGCAUGUACCUUGUGCUGUUCCCAAAUCUGCUCCUUAGGGUUGGGAAAACCUCUAGAACAGUUUUAGGGUGAAUGCUGGGUGUGGGUGGGUGAGAACGUUCCAUUGUUCAAGGAGAAUCCUUGCAGUGGGGUAUUGUUUUGGUUGUUACUUUGCUUUUAUGUUUUUAUAUUGCAAACCAGCCUGUGAUCCUCAGAUGAAGAGUGGUAUAGAAUUUUAUUUUUUUUUAAAUGUGUGAACGGAACAUUCACUUUAUUGCUACAUUGCCUACAGCCCAUUGGCUUGUGUCCAGUGAUGCUCACACAAUUCCCUCUGCCCACUGCAACACCUUGUGUCCUUUGCAAAGCUACUCCUGGGGGUCAAGGGCCCCCCAGGAAAAGCCUGGGGUGAGGGGUGGAGGUUUCACUGGGUGGAGGGGUGAAGUGAGGGGAAUCAGGUGGCAGCUGCUUGCUCAGAGAUCCAUCAUGUAUCCCAGGACCUGUCUUUCCUGAUGUUCCUAACCCUCAGGAGAGGCAUCUUAGGGGGCUGCAGUGGGAAAGAAGUAGCAGCACAUUCUCUUUGCUUAAGCAUCCUUGCAUGUAUACUGCAUUGGAUACAGCUCUUUGUAGCCCUGCCCUAUCCUCAAUCAAUCAAUCAAUAAGACUCUCUUGCCCUUUUUUGGGUUGCAUAGCAUAAGAUAAAGUUGCAAUAAGGUGAUGGCAAGUGAUGGUACAUUUCUGCUGUUCUCUGUCACCAUGAAGCAAACGUGACGUCUCAACACAUCCCAUGCCAUUCUUUUGACAGCGAGGAGGAAAUGGAGUUGUGGGCUGAGCACGAAGAAGCUGUUGAAUUGUUGAACGAGACGAUGGAAGCGAAACAUAAGGUCAACAUUGAGAUAAAUGAGCUUCACAAUUUGAAAAAAUAUGAGGAGGAAGAAAUUGGCAGGCAAGAAAGUGCCAUCCAAGAGCUGAAGCAAAUAAUGGCUCAAGAGGCCUCUGAGUUUAAAACAAAGAAAGAGUGGCUAUAUGCACAGGUAUGUUUUCUGGAAUUGCAGUUCCAUAAAGAGGCGCUGCCUUGCUCGGACGGUAUCAGACAUUGGGCUGUCUGGUCCAGUAUUAGCACAGCUGUCCACAGAAUCAAACAGGUACCUGGGUUACCUUAAACAGGCGAUGCCUGGGCAGUUUGUGAAAAGCACCUUACAAUUUAAGGAUGAUUCCUCUGAGUGUUAACAAAUCAACAGCAAGCUGGUCUGCUUUUAUUUAGAAUACGAAAGAUCCAUCUCCCCCUUCCCCUUGCUCUGCUUAUAUUAAAGUUGUUCUGACUGUAGAUUGAAGAAAUCAAAAGUAGGCUUGCGGCUAAGAAGAUUGAAGGCGCACAGAAGAAGGAAGAAUAUGUAGAAUUGUAUAAUGUAUGGAGAGAUAUGCAGAGGGAAAUUGCUGAGCUUCAGAAGGUAAAAGAAAUGAUGUAUUUGGGUAAUGAGCUAUUUGGUAAACGAAGCAUAAUCUAAUCACCGUAUUUUUCGCUCUAUAAGAUGCACCAGACCAUAAGACGCACCCAGUUUUUGGAGGAGGAAAACAAGAAAAAAAAUAUUCUCAAUCUCAGAAGCCAGAACAGCACUGUUCUGGCCUCUGGGAUAGCUGCGCAGCCUGCAUUUGCUCCAUAAGACGCACACACAUUUCCCCUUGCUUUCUAGGAGGGAAAAAGUGAGUCUUAUAUAGCAAAAAAUACGGUACUUGACAGAAUGGGGGACAGGCAGAAAUGAUCCAGUGAGCGCUUGAUUUUAGAAUGAAUUGGGGUUGCACACAAGAGCACUGCCUGGUGGAUUGGCAUCCUAGUAAAUUGGGAACCGAGCUCCUAAUAUCGUUGUGGGCUUUGGCAUUGGAUCGCCAAUGUUUUGGACAUAGCCCUUCAAAUCUUGUCUUAAGGUGAUAGGCAGAGCAGCCACAGGUUUUCCUGCUCGAUCCCUCUCUGUUGUUCAGAAUCUGCUUCACUUGCUGCGGCAAGCAGGACUACAGAUGGUGGAUCACAGUGCUGCAAAGGGAUGGGCAGGGAGAGCUCUGAGCUUUAAAGGCUUUGUGCAGUGGCCAGGAUCUCAGGUGGCCUCCCAAUCUGUGCUUGAACACAAUGUACUCAAAAGUUGUGGAAUCGAGCUGUGAGAAGGUGGAUGUUAGGGGAGGAGUAGUUUGCCCACCUUUGGUCCACACCCUGCACUUAGCUCUCACCUAUGGCUCCUAGAAGCUGUUAGCAUGCAACAGUGACCACACCUCAGGAAAUGGCUUUGACUGGCCAGCUAAACCAGGUGAGGGUAGUCAAUGGGUCUCAAACCUUCAUUGAAUUAGGGACUUCCCUGCAUGUGAAGACAGGCUCCUGCAGAUUGAGCGGACGAGACCAAUAGUGGGUCCAACGGUCAAGAAGGCGGUUUCCAGAUGUGCUGUAGAGGGAAGUGAGGGGCAGGUGGGGCUUGUCAACCUGGGAAGGGAGCCCAUUUAGGAGAAGGAAAACUGUGAUCCAGAGUGGAGUCUCUACGAUGGUUGGGUGGCACUUUGUACUCUUCCUUCUGGCAACUCUUGUAGCCAAGCUGGUGCCAGACGUAGUGCUCUGCUUUCCUUUGGACCACAUCAGCGAGGCUGAGAAGGGGGGGGGUGUCUCAGGACCUCCAUACAUACUGCCCAGGUUUGCCCCCUGCAAAGGUCACUUCAGUGCUGCUAAUGCAGUGAUUUGACUUCACCCCUAGAGGCAAACUUCAUUGUCUCUUGAGACAGAGAGAUGCCAGCAACGAAAAGGUUGGCCAGUCAAUUUACAAUAUUUGCCUGAUCAGGAAGAACUUUAUGAUGCUAAGAGCUGUUUGACAGUAGAACAGUUUCCCUCUGAAAGUGGUACAUGGUACACGCUCCUUCCUUGGAGGUUUUAAAGCAGAGGUUGGGUGGCCAUCUGUCAUGGAUGCUUUAGUUGAGAUUCCUGCAUUGCAGAGGGUUGGACCUCAGGGUCCCUUCAAUCUCUACACUUAAUAUGAUUCUAUAUGAUUCUAGGACCAGUGUGCCAAAUCUGCUUUUAAUGCUAAAACCACCCUGAGCUUGUUUGGAUUGCAACCAUAAUUCCAAAUACAAAUCUAAAUAAUCAGGCUGUUCAUGCCUGAAGAGAAGCACAUCUCUCUUAAAGCAAGGACACAAUGCUUUAAUAGGAGUGUUAGCAGUUCUGAAUUUUACUUUUGCAUUUGGUAGCUCCACAGUUCUCAGAGGGAUGAGCUAUCAGAACUCUUCAAGAACAUCAGACAACUAAUUAAAACAUAUGAAGCAAAAAAGGCAGAGAAGGAGGAUCUCAUCAAAAAAAAGUAAGCAAAUUUUUUACAUUUCUUACUUUUUUAUAUAAUUUUUUUAAAUGUGAAAUUUAUCUAUUUAUUUUAAAAGGCCAAACAAUUGCUCUGGUAUGAAACAAGAUAUGCUGCAUAUAUUAUUUUCCCAAUCCAUAGGUUUCAAGGCACAACAGAAGCUGCUUUAUUAUACCAGAUCAGACUAUACAUGCAUCCUGGUCAGUGCUUUCUGCAUUGACUAGUGACAGCUGUUUCAGAUGGAGAAAGGCCUUUCUCAUGACGUGUUCCCUUCUCCUUUUUAAUGGGAAAUCCCAGAGGCUGAACCUUCAAGCUGAGCCUGCGUUCGGCUGAUGAGCUCCAGCACCUCUUUUGUGCAAGUGGGUGGGGUUCAAUAACAACAACAAUAAUAACCAUUCACAUUAAAGUGGGGUGCAGAGUGGGGAGACAAAGGACCAUGCUGCAUAGGGAAGGUUAGGCUGCAGCCCUGGGCAUAAGCUCCAUUAAAAACAAGAGGACUUAUUUCUAGUGAGUAAGCAGAUACAGUGGUACCUCGCAAGACGAAUGCCUAGCAAGACGAAAAACGCACAAGACGAAAGAGUUUUCCGUUUUUUGAGUCGUUCCGCAAGACAAAUUUCCCUAUGGGCUUGCUUCGCAAGACGAAACGUCUUGCGAGUUCUUGCGAGUUUGUUUCCUUUUUCUUAAAGCCGCUAAGCCGUUAAUAGCCGCUAAGCCGUUAAUAGCCGUGCUUCGCAAGACGAAAAAACCGCAAGACGAAGAGACUCGCGGAACGGAGUAAUUUCGUCUUGCGAGGCACCACUGUAUAGGAUUGCUCUGUUCUUCUUCUUUGGAGAUCACUUGUAGCCAAGUAAGAUUGCCUUCCAUGAACACAGUCUUAACAGUGAGUCCAUAAGUGACUGUGGAGGCCAAUUCUGGAUCCACAUAUCCUUCCACAGUGGGGACAUAGGUUUCCUGGCAGAAGUUGAUCACGGUGAGGGUUUGCCAAAUGUGCCUUCCUCUUAGCAUGUUUCUCCCUUCUUGAGUUCGAGUGUCUUCAAAGCCCAUGACGCCUUUGGUCAAGGGUGUUCUCCAAUUGAAGCGCCCGCAGGCCAGUGUUUCCCAGUAGUCGGCUUCGCUCACAAGCCCACUCACCACGACAAGGUGAUGAUCCAGCGAGCAUGAUUGCUCUGUUAGUCUUCCAGCUGCAAGGCCAAUACCUGACUCUCAUUUUUACGUAUUGCUAAUAAUUCUGAUACUGCAGUGCUCUUAAAAUGGCAGCAUGCAACAUCCAAUGGAUGGCAGUUCCUUCCUUUGCGCAGAAAUAGCUUGUCUUAAUUAUUCUACGUUAUUCUUCAGGUCUGAUCUUACACAUGAGGCAGCUAAAAUGGGUACAGACUUCGAUCAGGAAGCAGAAGCGCUGCGACAACAGAUAAAGGAGGUAUGAAGACAAGGAUAUGUAUCCUUUGAUAAGCUGUUCUCCUGACUCGAGAAAUAUUAUAAAGCGGGGACUAUUGGCCCCAGUCCAACAGUGUGCACUCUUCAUGUGCACAGUUCCCUUUUUAAAAGAGCUCUAGCUGUGCUGAUUGAUUUGCAGGGCUGGGGCGAGAUUAAGUCCAGAUUUUGUUCCACCCUCGAAGCAACUGCGGUGGCGUAAUAGCGGCUUCUUUCACAGGUAGACAAAACCCCGGCUACUGACUCGAGCUAGAGAAUUGCCACGCAGGUCCCCGUUUGCCAAGGGAUUUCUCCUAACUCCCAGGCAUAGCUGUCAGUCCCAUUAUUUCAUUCAAUUAAAUCAUAGAUUGGCCACAUUGAGAACUAGACUUGAUGAGGUUUCGGUCUAUUUUUAUGUUCUGUGGUCCUCUGAAAGUAUAACUUUUUGACAACGAUUUUGUUCAGUAAAAUUAACCUGCACUGCAAUUUGUUUCUAGGCUGAAGAGAAGCUGGAAACGAUUAUGCGAGCCUAUAGAAAGCUAAAAAACGAAAACAAUGCUCUCAGCACACAGUUUAAUAUUUUAUCUGAAGAGGAAGAUCAGGCCUGUGCUCUAAGAGACCAGCUUGCAGAAGAGUACAGUGACUUUUAGUGACUUGUUGAAUGCUACUAGAAGUACAAGGUUCUAUUGUAGUGCUCCAUGAUAAGGAACCCAGCUCUUUGAAUGAGAUUUCUUCUGUGGAGAAGAAAACUCUCCAUAGUGCAUUGAAUUACACUUCACUUAAGAACGUGUAAAUCAAAUGCAAGGGCAGAGAUUGUUAAAAGUUCAAAAGUGGUCCUUUAAUACAGUUUGUAAGUCGCUAUAGGGAUGUCUUGUGUGAUUUGGGCAGAGAUGUCCUCCUAGUUCCCAUGCCCUACUGUUAAUGAGUAUGUAACUAAGCCUAAGCAUGUGAAAUUGAAACAACUGUAUAUUGCUUCUGUAUUUACCCCUGCCUCCAUUUCUCCCCAUGUCAAAUUUUGGAGCAGGGGCGUACUCUCUUGUACUCUGUAAAGCACCUCGCCCCCUGAAGCUAGUCGUCACCAUUAAUUUCAGUGGGGAUAGUUGAAUACAAGCCACUGAAAUCAAAUAAAGCUUUCAGGGUGGGCUGCUUGUAAAUGAAUGGGUUUGCAGGAGAUGUGUUCUCUGAAGCAGAAUGCUGGCCAGUUUCAAACUACCUAUUCCUCAGUGCUGAUGGUUGCUAGCCCAGGCUGGCUAAUGGGGUUGUCACAGAAAACAGAGCCGUCGUGCCACCACAACAAUAAACCCCUGAAGCAGGAACUGAGGUACUACUACUACUACUAAAUUUUAGUAUUUAAAUUCUGCUCACCUGAUUGGGUUGCCUCGGUCACUCUGGGCGGCUCCCAACAGAAUAUUAAAAACACAAGAAAGCACCAAAGAUUAGAAACAUCCCUAUACAGGGCUUCCUUCAGAUGUCUUCUAAAAAUCUGAUAGUUGUUUAUUUCCUUGACAUCUGACGGGAGGGCGUUCCACAGAGCGGGUGCCACUGCCAAGAAGGCCCUCUGCCUGGUUCCCUGUAACUUCUCGCAGUGAGGGAGCCACCAGAAAACCCUUGAAGCUGGACUUUAGUGUCCAGGCUGGAUGAUGUGGGUGGAGAUGCUCCUUCAGCUAUAUAGGGACGAGGCCGUUUAGGGCUUUAAAGGUCAGCACCAACACUCUGAACUGUGUUUGGAAAUGUACUGAGAGUCAAUGUAGAUCCUUUAGGUUUGGUGUGAUAUGGUCUCAGCCGCCACUCCCAGCCACCAAUCUAGUAAUUGCAUUACCACCAUAUGUAAUGGGUUGAUCCUACUUAAUUAGGGGUGUGGCGCCUCACACUUGGGACCCUCAGGCCUUUCAGUGCAGCUUCCAUAACUCUCCCCAGUCGGUUCUCCUGCCCCAGGCCGGUUGUGUGAUUUUGCCUGGCUGCAAUAUGUCCCUGAACUGAGAUCCUGCCUCCUGCUUGCCUGGGCGGAAAGAGGCAUGUGUUAGAAAAACCUGUGACCUUUGCAUGCCUUGAAUGUGGCCUACUAUUUAAAAGUCAUAUUGUUACUCCAUUCACUUCUGCCUCCAGCCCUGUUUGCCACCAGCAUGCAGACCCAAGACCGUUGCCUGUGAGUCAGUGUAUCCCUUGAGCUGGAAGAAAGUUCCUCACCCAUGUCUGGAAUUUGUGGCUGCUUCUGGCCUCUUCUCUGUAGUCCCAUAAGGGGAAGUGCAUUUCAGAACAUCCCAUGUGAAUUAGGCAGAAAUGCCCUUUGAAGUAAUUGGACACCAAUGUAAUUGGGAUCCUGUGACAUGUCUGGUGCUGUAAUUUCACCAUAGGUUAAAAGUGGUGUUUGGGGGAAAAGCAUUAAUUAUUAGAAUUUAUUUACUGCCCUAUACCCAGAGGUCUCAGGGCGGUUCAGGCCUUCCUUUGUUCUCAUCAUCCUUAUGUAAACGAACUAGUCUUGAAUCCGUCUCCUGAGUAUAUCUUAUUAUGGUUAUUAUUAUGAGCUAGGGUAGCUCAGUUGGUAGAGUAUGAGCCCCAUUUUGGGCAAAGGUUGCCUGCAUUGCAGAUGGUUGCACUGCAAGACCCUUGCAGUCCCUUCCAACUCUACAAUUCUAUGAUGCUAUUAUCAUGGUUUGGGAAUUCUAGGAAUUGACCCGCUCUUAACUAUCUUGAUUGUCCUGUAUCAUAUUUUCAUAUGUUGUAAAACUGCCCCCCCCAAUAUUUUUUUAAAGUAAUCUUUUAAUGAAGAGAAAUAAAUAUCUAAAAUAAAUUGCACAUGACCAGAUGUGUAACUGGCUCCUCCCUUGCCCUUCCCUUGAUAGAUUUGAGAAGUUGUCCAACAAGCUCACCGAAAAGCUUGACCUCGUGGCAAAGCGCUUAGUGGAGUUGAGAGACCUGGAGGAGGAGACGGAUCGCCUGCAGAACCUCUAUGAGUAAGUUCCAUUCUGAGUGCUUACCUGUUCAUAGACCAUCAGUGGCUGCUGACCCUGAUAUAAAUGCUCCACAUCUAGUGCGGAAGGCAUCACGCCUCUGAAUAAUGGUUGCUUGGAAUUGCAAGCGCUGGGAGCGCCGUCUCAUUCAGGUCUUCCUUGCGGGUUUCCCAGAGGCAUCUGGUUGGCCAGUGGUGUAGCGUCAGGUGUUGGUGCCCGGGACGGGGUAAGUGUGGCACCCCCGGUGGACUGGGCAACCUAGUGGUGCUGGGCUGCCGAGCAAGGAACUUACUCGCAAGCCAGAGCCCAGCAGAGGAGAGAGACAGAGAUUCUGCCACUGCCUCUCAUUCUCGCCUGCCCCUGGUUCAGGUCUGACCCGGGAGUGGAGCUCCAGCAGGGUGGCACUGGGUUGUUGCGCGAGGAACCUCCUUGGCACCAGAGCCCAGCGGAGGAGAGGCGCCCGGGGGUGGGGCACGCUAGGACAUCCCUUCACUGGUCUUGAGAAGGAGACACAGCUCCAAAGGCCCGGCCUGGGCAUGGCUUCUCUCUCUGUGGCUCUGGACUAGAGGAGGAACCUGUCAUGGGGGCGCAACCAGGCGGCCCCUAAAAAAUGUGCCCAGGGUAAUGCCCUCAGCCCCGCCCACACUAGGCCUCUGUGGUUGGCCACCGUGAGAAUGGGAUGCUGGACUAAAUGGAUGUUUGGCCUGAUCUACAUCCCAGAUUACUGCAGAGUAGGCACCUCUUAAGGGCCCUGUGACAACGGAUCAAAAUAAUAUUGUUUUAGUCUUGGAAGAAAAUUACAACCGAGCCUCCUUAGUUCUAUGUUAUCCCACUAGAUUGCGCACAUGAGGGGACCCCUGAGAUUUUGACUGCCUAGGGCCACUAUCACUGCUUGGUGGUAGUAGCUGGAGAAUGCUACUCCGCUUUGGGAGGAAAUCAUAGAAAAAUUGAUUAUUCAGUGUCACACUUCUCGUUUCAGGUCCUCACAGACCGGCUAUAGCAGAGAGCUAGGAAGUUUAGAGGUAACAUUAAACAAAGAAGCUGAGAGAAGGUAAAAUAUUAUCUGAAAGUAAAAUAUUGCACUAAAGACUUUCAGGACGUUUGUGUCAGAUUCAUAAACAUACAUGUGCAAUUCCCUUGAUGCUGCCAAAUAAAUGUUGUUAGGGUGGAACCUCUGGUUACGUCUCGUCCUCCUUACGAACGCUUCGGGUAAUGAGCUCCGCUAACCUGGACGUAGUUGCUCCUGGUAGCGAACUUUACCCCGGGAUGCGAGUGGAAUUCGUGUGGCAGCAGCGCGGUGGCUGCGGGAGGCCCCAUUAGCGAAAGCGCACAUCAGGUUAAGAAUGGACCUCCGGAAUGAAUUAAGUUUGUAACCGGAGGUACCACUGUAUUUAGGUCUGGAUAUCAAACUACCCUUUCCCAAUUCAUAGAACUGUGUAAUGUAAACACAGGUACAGGUGCUAGAUUUUCUGUGCCUUUUGGGUCAGGCUUUGUUUUCUUUUUCUCCCAAUCAGCCUUAGCCCCACCAAACCUACAAGCACACCCUUGCCAAGGUGCAAAAUCCCCUGUGCAACUUGCAGAAUUUGAACCAUUGAGGAUCACAGAAUCCUCCAUUAGCCAAAUGGAAAUCCUGGUCAGAAAUGGAAAAGUACAAUUGAUUUAAGGCAGUGGCUAUACAGAAGGCUUAAUAAUUGCAAGAACACUUAGAGUAUAGAUUGGGAACCUCUGCCUUGGUCAGACCACACCUGGAAAACUGUUCUGAGCACCACGAUUUAAGAGUAAUAUUGACAAGCUGGAAGGUGUGCAGAGGCGGGCAAUCAAGGUGAUCAGUGGUCUUGGAAACCAAGAUUUAUGAUGAAUGGUUGAGGGAGUUGGGGAUGUUUUAGCCUGGAAAAGAGGAGACUGAAAAGAGAUAGGAUAGCCAUAUUCAAAUAACUGAAGGACUGCCCCAUGGAAGAUGGAGCAAGUUUGUUUUCUUCUGUUCCAGAGGGCAGCACUCGAGCCGGUGGAUUCAAGAAAGGAGAUUCUGACAUCAGGAAGAACUUUCUGUCACACGCUCUCCCAUAGGAGCCAUUUUGUGACUGGCGCCCCCAGCACACCCCCCAAAUUCAGAAUGUCCCCACUCGUCCAACAAGUUUGGCAUCCCCUGUAUAGAGAUCUUUCUCAGCCUGCAUACUAUUGCUUGUUGUUUGCCUCCUUGGGCUCCUUUGGGAGGAAGGGCAGUAUAUAUGUUUAAGCACAAGUAAAUUCAUUAGACUAAAUUAGUGCUCUCUUUUUCUGGAAAGCUUUCUCUGUUCCAAAUAUCCUGUUCUUUUCUGGGACUGUGGCGGUUGUUGUUUUUUAAAAUGAUGAAACAUUGGAGAUACCUUUCAAAACUGUCUCUUCAGCUGCUUUAUUUUAAGAAAUAACUCUUGAUCUCCGAGUUACCGUGUACGAAGAAGCACUUUGAACAUUUGCAACUGCUGUGUUGUUGUUACCGUUACCAUAAACUUUAUCAGCAUCAGGAGAUCCUUUGUACAAGAAAGGUGACUGAACCCAACAUCACUGUCCUAAUUGACUGUUCUGUUUAACACUGUGGUGGCUAAUACGUGUGGCUCUCUUCCUGCCAGAGAAACGCUUCAGAACCAACUUGCUGAAAUCACAACCAUGUAUGAGAAAGUUAUGAAUGAUCAGGAAGAGUUACUGAUCACUUCAAAGGAAAAGUCAGACGCUGGUAAAAUGCACCUUAAUACCUUAAUAAAGCAGGUAUGAUACUGGCUUGGACUGGCUUGAUGCAACGGAAUGGUGGGUGGCACCAGCUGGGGAGCCCCCAAAGGUCAAAGGCUCAGAGCCCAGGGAUUGGGGUUGGAACUACAGUGAGUGGUCGGAAAGGGAAGACUGGGAGGAGGAGGUGUCUGAAGCUGAAGGGGUGACAGGGCUUGGUGAACAGGAAGAGUCUGUGGCAGAGAGAAGCCCAGGAUCAGAAGCUGAAGCAGGGGAGGAGGGAGGCCAAGAGGCAGAGAUGAGUCAGGCUGAUGCAAGUUUCCCAGGACCAGGAGAGGCAUGAAGCAGGAGGAGCAAAGACAGACUUGCCAGUGGAGUCUCAGAUUGCUUGGGAAGGACCCAGGGGAGGAGAAGCCUUAAGCAGCUGUGGGAAGGUGGGGACAUUUAGUCUCCACAACUGCCUCAUAGAGGCAAGAUCUACCAAAAAGAGUUGCUGUGUUCAUAAGGCCUGGCACUCCUGAGCAUACUUUGUUCCUUCUGGUAAAGAGUUAACUCCACUUACCUGGUGUGAUUUAUUGCUGACCCGCUCCUGUCAGAUACCCACUAAGCGCCUGAAAUGAAAUCACAGGGCUACGUGCAUUUUCUACAGGUGAAGUGAAACCUGGAAUAUAGCAGGGUUUCAUAACCUAGACUUGUGCUCUCCCUGGUUAACAUUUAAAUACACACAUUCUCCAUCCCCACUAUUUCACAGGAAUGGUAAUUAUCACUGCCACUCAGCAUUUUAUUUUAGUGUAUUUUUGGUCUUUGUUGGAAGCUGCCCAGAGUGGCUGGGGAAACCCAGCCAGAUGGGCAGGGUACAAAUAAUAAAUUAUUAUUUCUUCUAUUAUUAUUAUUAUUAUUAUUAUUUGGGGUGCAUUGAUUCCUCACAGAAACAUGCAGUAUAUCUGUGCUGUAUUUCCCAGGAGUCUUUAUUUCAAGCCAUUUCAAAUAGUCUAGUUUAGCGACAUUGUCAGUGGGUUCAGCUUAGCUGCAAAACAUCCUAAGUGUAGAAAGUUCGUGCUUUCUACGUAUGUACAUAUGGCAUAUGGUGCGAAAGUCACCCUGGAGAGCCACCACCAAUCAGUGCAAACUGUACUGAGCUAGACAGACCCAAUGGUUUGACUCAGUAUUCAACAGCUUCCUAGACUGUGCACAGGUUAAAGACAGGACCACCCAUGCUCAAAUAUUUACAAUCUUAAAGGCACGGCACUAAAGGAAAAAGGGAUAGGGCAGGAAGAGGGAAAUAAACUCAAGGACCAGUCCUUAAGUUACAUUGUCCUUACAAUGGGCACCUUGAAUGGAAACAGUUCAUAGACUAUUGCAAUGCAUGAAUCUCAGCUAAAGCAUCCAUUACAGAUGGCCAUCCAACCUCUGUUUAAAAACCGCCAAGGGAGGAGAGUCCACCACCUCUUGUGGGAGUCUGCUCUGCUGCUGAACAGCUCUUACUGUCAAGGUUUUUCCGAAUGUUUAGUCGGAAUCUCCUUUCUUGUAACUUGAAGCCAUUGGUUCGAGAAAACAAGCAUGCUUAGGGAUGGGAGGCGCCAAAGUCCUCUCUCAGCCCAGCUGUGGAGCAGAACCUGCUUUCUCAUCAAUUCUUCCAUGGAAAUUGAUUGAAAUUGCCAGUCAAAACUGCAUCAUGCUUAGAGCCAGACUAGAUGUGAUGGCGCCAGAUCUGUGAGUUAGGUGCUCCCCUCCCAUGGGUCUUUUUCCUCUUUAAAUGGGACUCUCCUCUCCCCCCCCCCCAACACAUACUUCUUACAUAUGGGCAGCUUCCAACAGAAAAUGCAAGAAUAUACAGAAGCCCAGAGUUCCUUUUCAGUCUGGUCAAAUUGUGCCUCCCAGUCUCUUGAGGGCCAAGAAUAGCAGAAAUGAUCCCCGCCCUUGCUUUUAUUCCCUGUGACUAGAAUGAAGAACUCACGGUAGAACUAUUGAAGACCCAAGACAUGGCCAAGCAACUUGCCAGCAAACUGCUUAAAAGGCAAGGUUACUACAAAAAACGUGAUGCCAAAGUGGAAGCGGAAAUCACUAAACUUGAGGCAAGAGAGCCAUCUUUUUGUUAUGUGGCAUAAAUGUAUUGUAUGUAAGUCUCCAACUCCCGUUAUCCCCAACCAGCAUAUUCAUGGGCUGGGAUGACGGCAUCUAGUGGGUAACAUGUUCCCUUUCUGUGCUGAGAUCAGAGAGGACAGAUCUCUGUGCCCGACAUAGUAUGAUGUCAGAUAACUGACAUCAUGGGUGUGUUUUCCGAGCCAAAUUCAGAGGUUUAGUGGGCCCAAUUAGGCCUGCAGGGCAGAGAUUCUCCCAACUUUAGAGGUUCCAAGUGUAGCCCAUAGAGUCUCCACCACACCUGGCUUUGGUAGGGUUAAGGGCCCUUCUGCUAUGGCAUGCCUCAACACCACCCAUUCUAUAUAAAUUACUGCUGCAUGUGUGAGGGGGUCAGAAGAAGUGUGCUAAACUUGCAGCUGGGAAGGAAUAUUGACCUCUGGUCUGUAGCAAAGAUGCCUGAGCAUCAAGAUGAUGGGAGACGCCUGACUGGGCAUGGAGGGCAAGCAGUGGUUUGUGGAAAGGAGGCUCAGCUGGAGAUGCAGGGAAGGGAGGGGCUGUGUGGGCAGAUGUCCUGCUGAGGUUGGGUCACAAUGGGAUAGAUAGAUAGAUAGAUAGAUAGAUAGAUAGAUAGAUAGAUAGAUAGAGUGGCUUCCUUGCCAGCCCUCUCCUUCAUCAAAGCUGAUGCAAAAAAAUAUAGCCAUGACCUCUGGUCAUCUAGCAGUUGGAAAGUUUGGCCCAGCAACCCAUCUGAAUAUGUCACUAUUGCUUGCCUUGUUAGCAUCUGUCUGUCUCAAGAGACAAUGGAGUGUGCCUCCAGGGGUGAAGUCAGACGGCUGUGUUUGCAGCACCAAAGUGACCUCCCGGCACGGGCCUGGACAGUGUGUCUGGAGGUCCUGGGCUUCCCAGACUACAAACCCUACCUCUUGGCUUUACUGAUGAGGUUCAAAGGAAAGCAAAGCAGUAUAUUUGGCACCACCUUGGCUGCAGGAGUUGCCAGAAGAAGGCGUAAAAGGCACUAUCCAACCACUUUAGGGACCAAACUCUGGAUUUGUGUCGGGUUUACUCCUUAUCCUUUUCUUCUCCCAAGGAUAUCUUGCAAGGCCACGAAGGUUUAGGAUAAGAGCUUUCCUUCUCCUAGAUGGGCUCCCUUCCCCCCUGAGGAGCUCCAUUUGCCCCUUACUUCCCUCUACAGCAUGUGCAGAAACUGCCUUCUUAACUGUUGAACCCACUAUUGGUCUCAUCCGCUCCAUCCGCCACAGUCUGUCUUCACGUGCAGGGAAAGUCCCUAACUCAUCGAGGGUUUGAGACCCAUCGACUUAGCUGUACUGUUUUGAGAAUCCCAAACACUUUGGACAGGCCAGCUGUUUAAUGCAUCAGACCAUUUAGGAAGCCCAUUGCCUCUUCGUUCAUUCCUUGUGUAUGGCUAUUCAUUUUCUCUAAAGAACGAAUAUCAUACCGUAACAAAACUUACAGCGGAAAAGGAAGAACAACUGAAAGUUAAUAUCCCACUUUCGGAGCAGUUGAGAGUGGAAUUGGAGGAACUAAAUGCUGAAUAUACCAUCCGGAAGGACUUAUAUGACGGUAUGCCUUGAGUAGUUUCCAUAGGACAGCAGCUUUUUCUCCUGCCUCUUUCUAAACUUUGUACCUCCCAUGACAUCACAGAGCAAUAAUGAGCACAAGGGAGCGCAGGCUUCCUCUUUCCCCAAACCUUCUUAUUAUAUUGUAUUCUGCAGCUAGGAGUCGGGGGACAUAGGUCAGGGAUGGAGCCCAUGCUUUCUUAGCUGAAGUGCCUGGCGCCAUCCCUGCCCUCUCUAGCUAACCUGGAAUGCUGCUGCCAAUCUUAGCAGACAGCAUUGGACCAGGUGGACUAAUACGUUUACCCCCCAAUUCAAGGCAGCUUCCUGUGGGGUGAUGUUCGGGGGUUUAUAUUUUAUGUACAAGACACAACUACUGCUUUUUAACCCCACUGGGUAAUCAAAGCAGCUCGUAACAUCAAAACGCAAUAGAAGCAACUAUAAAUGCAGCCUACAACCUUAAAAACACAGCCAUUAAGAACAAAUCUAUUAAAAGAAAUCCACCAGCAAGUUAGCCAUCAAAAGACUGUUCAGUAGGCCAGGUUUUAAAUCUUUUCUUCUGAGGCACAGUUAGAGGUCAGUGAGCUCUCCACUCCCUUGGCUAGAUUUGAGAUGGAUUUGGGUAAAAACAGUUAACUUUCAAAACUUUGAAUUAACUUUACGAAGUUCAGGGCCUGGAACACUCCUGGCGCAGAGAAUGCAGCAAGUCAGGGGAAAGGGUCAGAGUGCUAGACACAGAGCCAAGAGGCCACUACCUUUGAGGAACUUAAACCAUGUGGGUGGAGCACGUUUCUAGCACUCAGUUACCUGUCCAUGGUCCUGCAGGCCUUCCAUUUGAUCCUCUUCUCUUGAACCCUGGAUCUGUAUUGUUUGCCUCCUUGCCUCCCAAUAUAAUGGACUGUCCUCCUUGUUCCUGGUUCCUGCACUGACAGCUGGCUGGACCCCCUACCUUCCUGACUGCAUAUGGGCCCUGCUGCCUCAGAAGAGGAAAAUCCAUGGGCCAGGCAUAGGCAAACUCGGCCCUCCAGAUGUUUUGGGAGUACAACUCCCAUCAUCCCUAGCUAACAGGACCAGUGGUCAGGGGUGAUGGGAGUUGUAGUCCCCAAACAUCAGGAGGGCUGAGUUUGUCUAUGCCUGCCAUAGGCAGUUGCAGAAAAUGUUAGGGACUAGAGCCAUUCUCAGAUAUGGGAAUUAAGAUAGAGCAGGCAGGUCUGAACUUGUGUGUAAUGAAAAGCUUCUGCACCUCUCUGGUCUCUUAUUCAGGAGAUCCUACUGGGUUAUUUGGGACGCGGGUGGCGCUGUGGUUUAAACCACAGAGCCUAGGACUUGCCGAUCAGAAGGUUGGCGGUUCGAAUCCCUACAAUAGGAUGAGCUCCCGUUGCUCGGUCCCUGCUCCUGCCAACCUAGCAGUUCAAAAGCACGUCAAAGUGCAAGUAGAUAAAUAGGUACCGCUCCGGCGGGAAGGUAAACGGCGUUUCCAUGCGCUGCUCUGGUUUGCCAGAAGCGGCUUAGUCAUGCUGGCCACAUGACCCGGCAGCUGUACGCCGGCUCCCUCGGCCAAUAAAGCGAGAUGAGCGCCGCAACCCCAGAGUCGUCCACGACUGGACCUAAUGGUCAGGGGUCCCUUUACCUUACUGGGUUAUUUGGCUGCUGUUGUGGCUUAUAUUAGCUUAAGUAAAAUGGAGUCUUUCCUCCUCCUGUUUUGUUUCUAGAACUCCAGGAAGAGAUGCUCACACUAACUAAGUGCAUAGACAAGUCGACAAAGGAGACCGCCAAACUCACCAGGCUAAAGGUAAUCACUCUGGUGUGAUCUGUGCUUUGGGGGGCAUCAGAUUUCUGGCAGCUCAGCUUCUGUGAUGUUUGGUCCCUUAUCCAAGCAGCCCAGAGGUAAAUAUUCACACAACUUGAAGCUGCAGACCAGCUGCAGACCUAAUCCUAAUGUUUAAGCACAGCUAGUAUACUACACGACCACAUCACAUGCUGACCAUCAUCUCCACGUUAUUUUGCUGAUGGAGUUAAUUAAGCUGGUCACUUGGGAACUUUAAGGUGAGAAGGACCAGUUUCAUGGAGAAGUGGCACUGCCCAGCAUGCAGCUUAUUCAAAUAGGUCACACAAGGAGGCCACACAGUAACGGCCUCUUCCUCAGGCCUGGGUUAUGGGAUGGCUGGCUCCACUGCAGAAUGUGGCCGUUAGCUAAGAUGAGGAAAACCUUUUGUGGCCCAAAGAUAGAAAUCCAGAAAGAAAGUAAAUUAUCAAACCAUCAAUUCUAGCACACGGGUGGGGGUGGGGGGGAACCUAAAUUGUAUAAUUUGGUAUUUGAAUCAUUUGUAUUAGGAAUUGUAAUGAGGCUAUUAUUGGUUUAUUGUAAUUGAAAACUAAUAAAAAAUAUUAUUAAAAAAAGACUGCAUUCCAACUUCUAGGCAGGGGUUGUGUGUGUGCGUAUCAGUGAUGGGCAGAAUAACAAAUUUGACAUGAAAUUUAUACAUUGCUAGAUUGUAGGGGGGAAACAACCUACAGUAAAGGCGAUUUACAAAUGAUAAAACUGUAAAGCCAGUAAAAAGAUUACAACCCUAAUUUAAAACAUACAAAAUAUUUAUGCAGUUUGUAGUAUUUUACCUUUGUAUAGUAGGCUUGUUCCUAUAACCCCUUACACAUCCCUUUCUGCCUUCUGUCCAGGCCGGCGAAAAGGGUUAUCAGAGUUUAAGGGCACAUUCCAGCUGGGCACAAACACCCCAAGAUGUGAAAGAGGGCCAGUGAGGGGUGUGGCUGGGGAGAAUCCCAGGAGCCAAUUAGAGAGGCCCAAGGCGUUGCUGGAUAAAUAACAGAGCAAUCCAAACUCCCACCCGUUUGAUGAGGUGCAGGUGCCCCUCCCUCAGGUGACCUCCAUUGGUGGGGAAGUCCUGCUAGCAAAGAGCACCUGACCAAAAGGUGUGCAGGCAGAGAAGCUACCACCAGCGGGAGUUUCAGGAAGGGGCUGGACUGGUGUAGGAUCUGAUGGAUCCUAUGUAGACCCUGCUGCCACCAUGUGACAACAGCGGGCAGAAUCCAGGCCUCUUCUCGGUGCCAGCAUGGGAGCUGUUGCAGCAAAAGGGUGUUUUUCCCUUCUGCCUUGGUUGGCACAAGCACUGGGGUGGUGCUUUUUGAGUUGACACUGGGCAGAAUGGAAGCUGUAUCAGGGGUGACUGCCCCAUGGUGAUACAUUUGCACAUGGAAACAAUGGAUGUCACAGCUAGAGUAGCACGAGCAGCAGCCCUGAACAUAGGAAGAAUUAGUGCCCUACUUUGUUUUCCUGCCUCCUCCCCAUCCCUUUUAUAUAGUGUCUAUUAGACUGUCAGUGCUAACUAACUAACUAAUUAACUAAUUAUUCUUUCCUCACAGUCUUAUGCAAAGAACGUAAUAAAGACCAACAGGGAGAAAGCAUUGCAUCAGCUGCAAAGCUUCACACAUUCUCUGAAGUACCUUGAGAGAGACAUCUAUGAGAUUAAUAGGAGGCUGUACAUUUUGAACGGAGAAAAUGACAGAUUAAGAGCAGUGAGUAUUCCGAGUCUGACUCUGGCACAUAAAGCACCACAGCCCACACCCUCAGGAAGUGGAAGUUAACAUAUCGCAGUAGCGUGACACACAAACCAAUACAAGGACCAGGAAGAGCUUUGAAAAAGUUGUUUAUUGUACUUCAUUAUUGCUUUUGGGAUAUUUUUGUUGUAGCGAGGAAUGCAUGUAUUCUGGGUGCACCAAAACAGGAAGCUGCCAAACUGGGAAAAGUUGGCAUUGUGCAGUUUGGUCUCUGCAAACCCUAGAAAUGGCUGCCCCACUGCAGGAAACCAUUCUUAGGCGUUAUUUUACCCUGGUGAUCUUGCUCUGCCUGUUUGGCAGCUGCUGGCUGCAGGGAGAGUGUCAUGCUCACUGUGCUUGCACAUUUGACUGGGUUGUGGAUUCCCAGUACAGUGAUUGACCCCAUUUGCUGCUCUCUCUUGCCUUUGGCCUCACUUCGUAAUAUAUAUAUUACGUGCCUCGCAAGACGAAAUUAAUCCGUUCCGCGAGUGUCUUCGUCUAGCGGUUUUUUCGUCUUGCGAAGCAACCCUAUUAGCAGCUUAGCGGAUUAGCGCUAUUAGCGGUUUAGCGGCUAUUAAAGGCUUAGCGGCUUAGCGGCUUAGCUGCUAAAAGGCUAUUAGCGGCUUAGCGGCUUAGAAAAUGGGGGAGCGAAAAAAAAUCUCAAGACUCGCAAGACAUUUUCGUCUUGUGAAGCAAGCCCAUAGGGAAAUUCGUCCUGCGAAGCAACUCAAAAACGGAAAACCCUUUCGUCUAGCGGGUUUUCCGUCUUGCAAGGCAUUCGUUUUGCGGGGCACCACUGUAUAUAUACAUAUAUAUAUAUACACAUACAUAUAUAUAUAUAUAUAUAUAUAUAUAUAUAUAUAUAUUAUUCCCCCCUCUUUUUCUCUACCUCUGUACUCAGGAUACAUAGGUGCCAACACACUUAGGAGCCUCUGUCAUGCAUUUGACACCAUGGGCUUCCUGGCCCAUGAAAAUUUACUUGUUUGCCGUUCAGCUGCUAUAUGACCAUUCACUGCAUAUGCACACCAAGAUAUCAGACCCUGAUCUCUCCCAGCCCUUCUUGGGGAUGCCAGAGAUUGCAUACAAACCACCAAACUAUGACCCUUCCACACAGAACUUGGGGGGAGCUGCUAUGCCUUUCCCCCUGAAAUGUGGUCCACAAACCAAAUCUCUGCCAUCCCUCCAUUUUCUUAAAAGUUUGUACAUCACCAGCUGCCCCAGCCCAGGCUUCCUUCUUAAAUCUCUUGAAGUUUACAGAGAAUUUGCUGGUGUGGUUCUAUCCGAGAUAGCUUGGGGAAAUUCAGUAAUUAUGCAAAUUUUAAAUAUUCAGUCCUGCCCGUGGAAUUCAGGUUUCCUUGGGGCAGAGUACACAAGGUGCAGAUAUGUGUGAAAGAGGCAUAUAGAAGUGAAUGGAGAGAUGUUAUAUUCACUGUAAAUUUUGUAUGUUUUCAUCUGAACCUUCUUAGGUCACAGGAAAUUUCUAAAUAGAACCAGAAUUGAAGGGGUAAACAUUGGGUGGUUUAAUGAGUGCAAGGGUACUUUCAGGUACUUACAAGGACUCAAAUCACAGGGCAGAGUAUUAAACUCACAAAAAUAAGCAGCACAGUAAAGCGUUAGGAAUAUAGGUUGUUAUACCUUUUUAAUCCCCUUCAGCUGUACGCAGCAGCUGACCUGUUUUUACCCCUCGUGCAAUGAGCAGACUACACGCUGUUAAGUAAGUUUAAAAUUAUUUACUUACAGAUUCAAGGUCUCAAUCCUGCAUUGUUCCAUGCAGCAGCAAGGAUAACAUAGGCAAAAUACUCUUGUGUAGAAAAUACAGAAUAUAGUUUCAAACAUGUGUUUUAAGCUUGGGAGCAAGCCUAGACAUGUCUUUUUCAGUGCAGAGAGAAAGGAAGAGCAAAAGGCUUCGCUUCCUCCCUCUAGAGGGUGUGACCUAGCUGAGCCUAUCUAGCAAUACAACUCUGUGGUCCUUUACCACUUUGUGCGCUAACUAGUCCUAUGCCUGCUAGUUGUAUUUGACUGCAAUCUCCCACAAGAAAAACAAGAUGUGACUUAAGAAGUGAUAGGCUUGUUGUAUAUUAUUAACAAGGACAUGUCAGAUGCUGACACUCUGGGAACGUUUUUACCCCGGCAGGGCAUUGCCUUUCUCAAAGAAGAUAUCUCUGAAAUCGAAAGUGAGGCAAAACUCUUUCGGUCAGAGAGGCAAGAAACCCAGAAAGCUACAAAAGAGCUUCAUGGUGAGUGAUGUGUGGCAUGAAGUUGAUUGCUGCAAUACAAAAGCCCCGCAUUGGAAGGUUCCUUCCAGACCGCUGCUGUUUUCCAGGUGGGAAUCAAUCACAUACCUGCAGACUCAGGUCGCACAAUUAAAGCGGAUUUGGCACUCUUGCACAACAAACCUACUUACCCCACCCCAAGAAAAAACCACCACAUUGCUUGACAUAACAUCCCUCUGUACAGACAGAUCAGAAUGAAUUUUCAGUAAACUGGCCAUCACACAUCUCCAGCGAUAUGGGCCGUGGCUGGCUUCACCAAGAAGUUUUUUAGGUCUGUGGCUUUAUGGCUGCCUUUCCUCAUGGCUGGUCUGCCAUGCUGAGCAAUCAAAACUGUCUUCUCUGAAUUGUGUCUCUGAGCUGGUGCUCAGCCAGAAUGUACACACUGCACUGAGUAGCCACAGACCCACGUAUGCAGUGCUGCAGUAUGAGAUUCUGGGGAAGGGCUAUAGCCCAGGGGUAGCAGAGCAGCUGCUUUUGAUUCAGAAGGUCUCCGUCCAUGGCAUAUGCAGAGAGGACUGGGGAAGGCUGCCCCUUCUUGAAAGCCUGGAGAACCAUUGUCAGUGUAGAGAACACUGGGCCAGACGGACCAGUGCUCUGACUGCAGGGCAGCUUCCUAUUCCUGCAUCGCAAGAGGUUCACAGAAUUGUAGAGUCGGAAGGGACCCCAAGGGUCAUCUAGUCCAACCCCAUCCCCACAAUGCAGGAAUCUAGAUGACCCUCAAGGUCCUUUCCAACUCUACGUUUCUAUGAUUCUAAGCUGCAUUGUCGCUGAAGACCAGGCUUCCUCAACCUCUGCCCUCCAGAUGUUUUGAGACUACAAUUCCCAUCAUCCCUGAUCACUGGUCCUGCUAGCUAGGGAUCAUGGGAGUUGUAGGCCAAAAGCAUCUGGAGGGCUGAGGUUGAGGAAGCUUGGCUGAAGGGGGGAUUCCUUGGGGCUGCCGUAGAUCAGCAUAAAAGGCCAGGUGGAAACAGAGGUGCCAAUCAAGGGGGAAAUCAGUGUGUAGUCAUGCACACACAGACAUACAGUAAGGUAUGCACUAAUGAUAAAAAUAUAUCUUAAUCUGCUCCCUGGAUUGACACCCCAUGUACAAUACACAGGCCAGUUUUUUGUUUUAUUCUUGCAUUUGCAGUGUUCCCAUUAUUGAGAGAGGAGAGUUCCCAGAACCACAAUGUGUAAGCUACCCACUUAGUAAGCUACCCAAGUUCAGAGGUGUAGGGCAGGUUGCUUUCUCCACAGAAACAUCGCCAGUGUACGGUAACUUCCCUUUCCCCUGCAGGAAUAAGGGGUCACUUGCACUGGAGUGCAAUUUAAACCUGCCCCUGCAGGUUUUCAGCGGUUAGAUUGUGUUCUUAAUGCUUUUCUUUAUAGCAGAAAGAUAUUUUAUUAAGCUAACUGGCACUCUAGAAGCACCAGGUAUCCAACGCUUUUGAUAAAAGUAUUUUAUUUAGUCUCAGUUGCUGUCUGGAUUUUUUCUUUCUAUAGAUAGUAUAAAAAUCACUUUUAAAUGGAGCAUUUUUAAAGUUUGGCUUUUUGGCAGACAUUUCCCUAAACGCUCUAAAAUGUCUUAAUUUAUUUUAGGACUUUAUGUCAAGAAGUGGAUAAGGGACACCAAGCUUCAAAAGGUAUGAUGCAGUAUUGGGUUAAGAGCAGCUUUUGGGACACGAUGCCCUGGGGUUUUCUCCUGUGUCAUCCCCCUGGAAAGAGAGAGCAGCUUAUACAGGACUGGCUGUCAGGCUGGAAAAAAGAAAUAUAUAUUGCAUAUCGGAUUUGAGUUGCAUAACAAAUAUGCUUUUGAUUACUUCUGCCUUAGCCCCUGGAUGAAAUAGCUCAUGCAGGUAUCUUGCUUUUGAAACUGCAGUCCCACUUGUACUUUUAAAAAAAUUGAUUCAAAAACAGUACAAUUGCAUCUUACAUGCAUUUAACUUGCGCAAUUUCAACUAUUGAAGGUAGGAUGGUUGAAAUUUCGUGAGAAAUCCAUCAAGGUGGAGAGCUUAAAAGGUCUUUUUGCACCAGAUCCGCUUGAGUUACCCAGUGCAAAAAAUAGCUUUUCACGCUCUCAGCCUUGCUUGCUGGGCAAGGCUUACUUGAUGUGUGGGAUCUGGGAGGAGAAGUGAUUCUCCCUCUUCCUGAGAGCCAGUGUGGUGUAGUGGUUAAGAGAGGUAGUCUCGUGAUCUGGGGAACCGGGUUCGAUUCCCCGCUCUUCCACAUGCAGCUGCUGGGUGACCUUGGGCUAGUCACAUUUCUCUGAAGUCUCUCAGCCCCACUCACCUCACAGAGUGUUUGUUGUUGGGGAGGAAGGGAAAGGAGAAUGUUAGAGACUCCUUAGGGUAGUAAUAAAGCGGGAUAUCAAAUCCAAACUCUUCUCCUUAUUCUCUCCCCUUCACCUGCUAGCCUUAGGAGCAGCUCCAAAGCUUUGCGUAUACAUGAUUUUUGUGUAUACGCAGAAGCUUUGGAAUGUUCCACAUUAGAUGUGAUCGUACUGUAACAAAACUAUACACAGUCGUACCUUGGAAGUCAAACAGCUUAGUUCCCGGCCAUUGCAAACCCGGAAGUGACUGUUCCGGUUUGUGAACUAUUUUUGGAAGCCGAACGUCCGACAGGGCUUCCGAUUGGCCGCAAGAGCUUCCUGCAGCCAAUCAGAAGCCAUGCUUUGGAAGUCGAACGGACUUCCGGGAUGGAUUCCAUUCGAUUUCCAAGGUACGACUGUAAACCGUUCAGCCCGGACACUGAGAUCCAGCGCCGAAGACCUUCCGGCGGUUCCCUCAUUGCGAGAAGUGAGGUUAAAGGGAACCAGACAGAAGGCUUUCUCGGUAGUGGCACCUGCCCUGUGGAACGCCCUCCCUUCAGAUGUGAAGGAAAUAAGCAGAUAUCUUUAAAAGACAUCUGAAGGCAGCCCUGUUUAGGGAAGUUUUUAAUAUUUAAUUCUGUUUUGUUUUUAACACUCGAUUGGAAGCUGCCCAGAGUGGUUGGGGAAACUCAGCCAGAUGGGCAGGGUAUAAAUAAUCAAUUAUAUUCUAUAUUAUAUUAUAUUGCUGCCAUCUCUGUAACACCUAAGUUACGGACAGAUUUUCAAUGGAAACGAGAGUUACACAUUCGAAUGUGGGUAUUCAAGAAAAGAAGCUGGGGCAGCCCUCACCAGCCUCUUGCAAUAGAAAGUUUAACAGCCCAACUUGAAGGUGAGCCAUCUUUCUUUCGCUGCAGUUUUUCUUGAGGUACCAGAAAGACGUCAUGAUUAUUCUGGAUGAGUAUAUAAGGAAACACAGGAAAAGGAACGACAAGCUUGACUAUGUUUACGAAGGGCUGCAGCUAAACUAUAUGGCAAUGGAGUCUCUGUUAGAAAGCAGGUCGGAGCUGGGUGACGAGGUGAGCUCACUCUGCAGUGGUGGCGCAUUGGUUCAGUUCUACACAAAGGGCGGCUGAAACAGCAGAACUUAACACUCCGCGAAGCAGAUUCUUGGCAACAGAAAUAUACCAAGCACAAGGCGGCUGGGGAAGAUCUGGAACAAUAUAUUCUGGCAGCACUUACAAUUUUCAGUAGCUCAAGACAAGUGCCAUUUGUUACGAUGUACAGAAACCCUAUUCGGACGUGGGUAGUGCUGUGGGUUAAACCACAGAGCCUAGGACUUUCCGAUCAGAAGGUUGGCGGUUUGAAUCCCCGCGACGGGGUGAGCUCCCGUCGCUCGGUCCCUGCUCCUGCCAACCUAGCAGUUCGAAAGCACGUCAAAGUGCAAGUAGAUAAAUAGGUACCACUCCGGCGGGAAGGUAAACGGCAUUUCUGUGCGGUGCUCUGGUUCGCCAGAAGCGGCUUAGUCAUGCUGGCCACAUGACCCGGAAGCUGUACGCCGGCUCCCUCGGCCAAUAAAGCGAGAUGAGUGCUGCAACUCCAGAGUCAGUCACGACUGGACCUAAUGGUCAGGGGUCCCUUUACCUUUACAUAAACUCUACAUGAGACAUUCAGGAGUCAAGCUGUAUUUCCACUAGGGCUUUCUUCCGGUUGCAGUCUUGCAACAUCAUCAAGCAGUCUUCUUACACCCAGGAAUCAGCACACACAUACACAUACAGGGGAGAAGCCAGCGUAGGGGAGUCAACCAUAUCUCUUUAUGCUGCUUAGCGCAGAGUGAUAGCUCUUUGAUACCCACAACACUCCGACACCGUUCUCUCUGUCCCCACUCCCUAAUAAACUUGCUUAGAAAGGAAAAGGAAACGCACCAAAAGAGCUUUCAUUUUUCAUUCAUUCUUUUCCUUUCUUUCUUUUUGCUAGGGGCAGGAAUCUGAACAGUAA
Messenger RNA from Podarcis lilfordi (Lilford's wall lizard), 31125 nucleotides. The record is from the annotation of a GenBank genome assembly. Lineage: Eukaryota; Metazoa; Chordata; Lepidosauria; Squamata; Lacertidae.